Molecule: messenger RNA, 602 nt
Organism: Engraulis encrasicolus (European anchovy)
Lineage: Eukaryota; Metazoa; Chordata; Actinopteri; Clupeiformes; Engraulidae
Gene: gnrh2
Product: gonadotropin-releasing hormone 2
Exons: 3
Coding region: 1-261 (86 amino acids)
Biological process (GO): multicellular organism development
Cellular component (GO): extracellular region
Molecular function (GO): gonadotropin hormone-releasing hormone activity; gonadotropin-releasing hormone receptor binding
Source: RefSeq, a predicted model, not a curated record
AUGGUGUGUGGGUACAGGUGGGUCCUGCUGGCAGCCGUGCUCCUGUUCCUGGGUGUAGAGCUGUCUGGGGCUCAGCACUGGUCUCACGGAUGGUACCCAGGAGGCAAGAGGGAUGUGGACACCUUCAACUCAGCACAGGUCUCGGAGGAGAUUAAGUUGUGUGAGGCAGGAGAGUGCAGCUACCUGCGGCCCCAGAGGAGGAACCUACUCAAGAGCAUCCUGUUGGAAGCCCUGACGAGAGAAUUCCAGAGGAGGAAGUGACAUCGCUGGCUGGGCUGAGACAUUUCCUAUGUGUAGAGAGCGUCAGUGGUCGAGUGAUCUCUAGUCUUUGUCCAUUUGUUUUGUGUGUUCCAGUCAAGAGGCCCAUGUGACUGGGAUCGCCUUUGGAUAUAAUGACCUUGUCAACAAAUCUUGUACAGUGUGAUGAAUGCCAAACAAAACGUCAUUUUCCCCCUUUCAAAUUGUUUUGUUGAUUAUCAGAAUCGUGUCAUACACCAUGCAUCAUGCAACUAUUAGCAGCUAAUAGUCUGUUGCCAACGGGAUCUGCUGCGCAUGUUUGCUAUAAUUUCUCUACCAUUAUUAAACCAUCAUGUGUGAUCUGA